AUGGUUCUCCGAUCAGGAGUCUACCGUAUCGGAUCUUCAGUCGAAUUUGACUGUGUCAGAUGCAUUCGUGAAUUGGAUGCACAUGGAUACUCCACUAUUACAGUCAUUUGUAAUCCAGAAACUGUCUUCACUGAUUACGAUAUGUGUGAUCGAUUGUAUUUUGAGAAGAUCUCAUUUAAAACUGUUCUUGAUGUGUAUCAUAUUGAACAACCGAGAGGAGUAUGCUGGCAUUCGGAGGAUAGGCAUCGAACAAUAUUGCGAUGA
Molecule: messenger RNA, 264 nt
Organism: Caenorhabditis remanei
Lineage: Eukaryota; Metazoa; Nematoda; Chromadorea; Rhabditida; Rhabditidae
Exons: 1
Coding region: 1-264 (87 amino acids)
Biological process (GO): L-glutamine metabolic process; UTP biosynthetic process; L-citrulline biosynthetic process
Cellular component (GO): cytoplasm; cytosol
Molecular function (GO): dihydroorotase activity; aspartate carbamoyltransferase activity
Source: RefSeq, a predicted model, not a curated record